AUGCCUCUCCUAAGUUAUCUAUACUCGUGGGUCAAACCGCGCCAAUGCCAACGUGAAGAACGAUCUCCUUCUUUCUCUCUUGGCAAGAAGAAGCGCACAAAGUCAGGGCUAGAUAAGAACGAAAAGGAAGAUUUUCAGCGAUCCAACAUAAUUCGCAAGUCCUUACAAAGUCGCGCCUCUUCACGAGCAACCGUGCGACAGGAAGAUGAAAACGACACUGAAGAGGAGGAUAGAAACACAAGUCUCAGGACAGAUUGGAAAGCAUACGAAGCUGAUAUUCAGCGAAACAAAUCAACGCUGAUGAGAAAACACCCGGGAGUCGAUCGCUCGAGAAUACAAACUCACGCAGGAUCCUCCUCAUCCCGACCUCAACCACAAUCUUUCUCAUCAAGCUCAACUAGCCCCUACUCUCCGCUUUCACCAACGACAUCAACUUCAACAACGAGCCCAGCCUCGCCAGAUAUAGGGAGAGCAUUUUAA
This is a messenger RNA of Fusarium mangiferae, 480 nucleotides long. RefSeq lists its product as uncharacterized. Bases 1 to 480 code for a protein of 159 amino acids. Lineage: Eukaryota; Fungi; Ascomycota; Sordariomycetes; Hypocreales; Nectriaceae. The transcript has a single exon. The record is from RefSeq and is a predicted model, not a curated record.